AUGGAAAUCUGUGAGGCUCCGGCACUCAAGGAGACGGAUGUAGAGUACCUCAAUCCCCAUCAAGUGCAUGGGCACUUGCAGUGGGCAAGGCCGAUCUCCUUGAAACUGUUUCCAAGCUGCAUACGACGCCAGCGCUUGGUUCUCCAAUGGAGUCCAACGCGGCAAUCAUCACCAUUAUAUUUGAAGGCAUUGGAUGAGUUAAACUCGUUCACAUCAUGGAUUCCCUUCGACCAAAGCUAUGGAAGCACUCUUACAAUGUCCGUUCUCCCUAACGACGAGAUUUUUCGAUGCCGGACAUCCACGAGCACAGGUCUCUCCCAGUUUUUAGUCAACAACGUCGUCUGA
Heterobasidion irregulare TC 32-1 is the source of this 345-nucleotide messenger RNA. RefSeq lists its product as uncharacterized. The coding region runs from base 1 to 345 and encodes 114 amino acids. The record is from RefSeq and is a predicted model, not a curated record. Lineage: Eukaryota; Fungi; Basidiomycota; Agaricomycetes; Russulales; Bondarzewiaceae. The transcript has 4 exons.